Messenger RNA from Torulaspora globosa, 846 nucleotides. RefSeq names its product Dos2p (gene DOS2). Gene Ontology annotation, cellular component: cytoplasm. The coding region runs from base 1 to 846 and encodes 281 amino acids. The record is from RefSeq and is a predicted model, not a curated record. The transcript has a single exon. Lineage: Eukaryota; Fungi; Ascomycota; Saccharomycetes; Saccharomycetales; Saccharomycetaceae.
AUGGAAUUCUUCUAUGAUGAGCAGGCUGUCGCCAACGCUGAGCCUUCCAAGGAGCGUGACGAGAAGACUGAACAGGUAUUCAAUAAGUUUGAAGAUGAGGUGAGCAAGCAGUAUGAAAGAACGGCAAGUGCUUUGAAGAAGAUUAUCAAGGAAGAUGAAGACGGUGUUAAACUCAAUUUGGUAUUGAAUCCCGAAGUUUCCGAGACUGCGCAAAGGUACUUACGGCAAUUGGAUGAUAAUCUGCAGGGCGUGGAGAAGGCAGCUUUGAACUACUGGAGCAAGGUUUCGGAUGCUAGCUUUUGGCCUUCAGUGGCAGGCAAGCUGGGAAAUAGCCUGGAUAAGCUUGUCAAGUUGGAUGAGACACAGCGUGGUGAAAAAUCGGGCCAAACAGCUUCCGGUGCUGCAGGCGGUAAUAGAACUGAAGCUGAACUAAAGGCAUUGUCGACCAACAAGGCUCUGUAUCUGGAUCGUGAGCCAGCUUCAGGCAAAGAUUUCGAUGCAGACGCAAAAACAGAAGAGAUAGCGAGGAUCCUGGAGACCGAUAAGGACAUGGCCAAUCUGAUGAACGAGAUUGUGCCCGAGAGCAUUAGUUACAACGAGUUCUGGAGAAUCUUCUUCCGUGAACGGCAGAAGAUUCUCGACAGAGAGGGCAAGAGAAGAGAGAUAUUGAUGGAGAAAAGAGCACAGGAAGAGGAAAUUGGUUGGGAUGACGAGGAUGCUGAAAUUAAUGAGGAAGAGGCAGUUAUCGUGAGGAAGGAGGAUACUUCGCUUGAGAAAGACUCGGAAAAGGCAGGUGCUCGCAAUGAGGAAUCUCGUGAUGAUGAAGAUGAUGAUGAUUGGGAUUGA